AUAGACAGAUAAACUUUCACACCCAACAUCUGCUUCAUUUCUGAAGGUGACUGACCUUAAUUGUACCCAUCAUGCCUCACUUUUGCGCUACUUUCAACAUCCAAGAUGGCGUCCCUUCCGCAGAAAAAGUUUUACCGUCAGCGUGCCCACUCCAACCCCAUGGCUGAUCACAGCUUUGAUUACCCUGUGAAGCCAGAUGUGAUGGACUGGUCACCUUAUUACCCAGCAUUCUUUGAGUCGCCCAGCCAAGCGGAGAGGCACGAUGAUGAUAAAGAGGCCGAGGAGCGACUGCCGUCCAGGGUGGAGUUCGCAGAUAUCGGCUGUGGGUACGGGGGCUUACUGGUGGCGCUGUCCCCCAUGUUUCCUGACACCCUGAUGCUGGGGAUGGAGAUCAGAGUGAAGGUAUCAGAUUAUGUGACGGACAGAAUAAAGGCCCUGAGAGACAAACAUCCAGGGGAGUACCAGAACGUCUCCUGUAUCAGGACAAACGCCAUGAAGUACCUCCCAAACUUCUUCAGAAAAGGACAGUUGAAGAAGAUGUUCUUCUUGUUUCCCGAUCCACACUUCAAGAAGACCAAACACAAGUGGAGAAUCAUCAGCUCCACCCUGCUGGCUGAGUAUGCCUAUGUGCUGGCAGUGGGGGCUAUUGUCUACACAAUAACAGAUGUUGAGGAGGUACAUGAAUGGAUGAAGCAGCACUUUGUACAACACCCAUUGUUCCAACAAAUGACUGCAGAAGAAUAUAAGGAUGACCCGAUUGUUGAAAAACUCUAUGAAAGUACGGAGGAAGGCCAGAAGGUCACCAGAAACAAAGGAGACAAGUUCCUAGCCAUCUUCAGACGAAUCAAGGAUCCACUUUUACCAAACUAGACUAUCUGACAUGUUUCUUUGCAACGGCUGAUUUAAUAUGAUUUUAUACGGUAACAGUUAUAUAACCCAAGGACGUUACAUAAAGAACAUCCUUGUAAAACAUUAUUCAGUGCUUGAAAUACUUUGAGCACUGCUUAUUCAAAUAUUAUGGUAAUGUGGUCUUAUUUUUGUCUGUCAGCAUGUUAUUUAGAUUAAAGCGAAAAGAGUGGCUAUGAGAUAAUUGUUUCCUAUCAAAAGUUUGAGAAUAAAUUAUUGACGUAUGGACACAACUUUACUGGCCGUUCCAUAUGCCCACACACCCAACUCAUUCAUACGCUCAAUCACUAACUCACUGACUUCUUCACUCACUCAUUCACCAUCACCCAACUAACUCACAAUAGAUAGACAGAGGUUUAAGGCAUUUCACUGAGAAAUGUUAGGUACGGAUAAAGGUAAUUCAAACAUGUCCUGUACCUCGACAGGCGUGAAUAACAUAACUUAUAAAACAAAGGAACAGAAAUAUUCAGUAUUUUAUGGACGCAACAAGUCACAAAAUUUUCUUUGUUAGGCUGGGCCGCUGGGGAAAUGAAUGGACCAUUCAUCAUUGACAAGAUGUACGCAGGUAACAUUACAUGUU
This is a messenger RNA of Branchiostoma floridae (Florida lancelet), 1486 nucleotides long. RefSeq names its product tRNA (guanine-N(7)-)-methyltransferase-like. Gene Ontology annotation, biological process: RNA (guanine-N7)-methylation; tRNA methylation. The transcript is spliced from 6 exons. Gene Ontology annotation, cellular component: tRNA methyltransferase complex. Gene Ontology annotation, molecular function: tRNA (guanine(46)-N7)-methyltransferase activity. Bases 106 to 870 code for a protein of 254 amino acids. The record is from RefSeq and is a predicted model, not a curated record. Lineage: Eukaryota; Metazoa; Chordata; Leptocardii; Amphioxiformes; Branchiostomatidae.